This is a messenger RNA of Perca fluviatilis (European perch), 4591 nucleotides long. It is a transcript of the gene eif3s10, whose product is annotated as eukaryotic translation initiation factor 3, subunit 10 (theta). Gene Ontology annotation, molecular function: mRNA binding; translation initiation factor activity. The transcript is spliced from 22 exons. The record is from RefSeq and is a predicted model, not a curated record. Gene Ontology annotation, biological process: translation reinitiation; formation of cytoplasmic translation initiation complex. The coding region runs from base 129 to 3866 and encodes 1245 amino acids. Gene Ontology annotation, cellular component: eukaryotic translation initiation factor 3 complex, eIF3m; eukaryotic translation initiation factor 3 complex, eIF3e; multi-eIF complex. Lineage: Eukaryota; Metazoa; Chordata; Actinopteri; Perciformes; Percidae.
CUCACGAGGUUCUUCCUUUCUCAGCCAGCACCGUUGCAGUGGGUGAGUGCGUGGCGUUGAUGGACUGGUGAAAUCUGUCAAAAGUCACUCAAGUCAGCCAAUUUGAGUUUCACUAGAACGCCGCCAACAUGCCGGCGUAUUUUCAAAGGCCAGAGAAUGCUCUGAAACGAGCGAACGAGUUUCUUGAGGUUGGCAAGAAGCAGCCAGCUUUGGAUGUUUUGUACGAUGUCAUCAAGAGCAAGAAACAUCGAACAUGGCAGAAGAUCCACGAGCCCAUCAUGCUCAAAUACCUGGAGCUCUGCGUGGAUCUUCGCAAGAGCCACCUGGCCAAGGAGGGUCUCUACCAGUACAAGAACAUCUGUCAGCAGGUGAAUAUCAAAUCUCUGGAGGAUGUGGUAAGGGCUUACCUGAAGCUGGCUGAGGAGAAGACUGAGACAGCCAAGGGUGAGUCCCAGCAGAUGGUCCUGGACAUCGAGGAUCUGGACAACAUCCAGACUCCUGAAAGUGUUCUCCUGAGUGCUGUGAGUGGAGAGGACACUCAGGAUCGUACUGAUCGCCUGCUGCUCACUCCCUGGGUGAAGUUCCUGUGGGAGUCCUACCGCCAGUGCCUGGACCUGCUGCGGAACAACUCCAAGGUGGAGCGCCUGUACCAUGACAUUGCCCAGCAAGCAUUUAAGUUCUGCCUUCAGUACACUCGUAAAGCAGAAUUUCGCAAGCUGUGCGACAACCUGCGUAUGCAUCUGGGUCAGAUCCAGCGCCACCACAACCAGAGCACUGCCAUCAACCUGAACAACCCUGAAAGUCAGUCUAUGCACCUGGAGACGCGUCUGGUGCAGCUGGACAGCGCCAUUAGCAUGGAGCUCUGGCAGGAAGCAUUCAAGGCGGUUGAAGACAUCCAUGGCCUCUUUGCUCUUUCUAAGAAGCCUCCCAAACCCCAGCUGAUGGCCAACUACUACAACAAGGUGUCUACAGUGUUCUGGAAAUCUGGCAAUGCUCUCUUCCACGCCUGCACCCUCCACCGGCUUUAUCACCUCUCAAGGGAAAUGCGUAAGAAUCUGACCCAAGAUGAGAUGCAGAGGAUGUCCACCAGAGUCCUCCUGGCCACACUGUCUAUUCCCAUCACCCCCGAGCGCACUGACAUUGCUCGGCUGCUGGACAUGGAUGGCAUCAUUGUAGAAAAACACCGCAGGCUGGCUACCCUCCUGGGCCUGCAGUCUCCGCCGACCCGGCAGAGUCUCAUCAAUGAUAUGGUGAGAUUUAACUUGCUGCAGUAUGUUGUACCUGACAUAAAAGAACUUUACAACUGGAUUGAAGUAGACUUUCAUCCUCUGAAGCUGUGCGGAAGAGUGACCAAGGUGUUGAACUGGGUGAGAGACCAAGCUGAGAAGGAGGCUGAUCUGCAGCAGUAUGUCCCUCACUUGCAGAGUAAUACCAUCCUGAGGCUCCUGCAACAGGUUGCACAGAUCUAUCAAAGCAUUGAGUUCACCCGUCUGGCCUCCCUGGUUCCAUUUGUGGACGCCUUCCAGCUGGAGCGCUCCAUUGUAGAUGCUGCCCGCCACUGUGAUCUGCAGGUCCGUAUAGACCACAGCACUCGAACUCUGAGCUUUGGCUCUGACCUGAACUACUCGACCAAAGAGGAUGCCCCUGUUGGUCCUUUCCUGCAGAACAUGCCCUCAGAGCAGAUACGGAACCAGCUGACUGCCAUGUCGGCUUCCUUGGCCAAGGCCAUCCAAGUCAUCAGGCCUGCCUCCAUCCUGCAAGAGCGUGAGGAGCAGAACCAGCUGGCCAUCGCCGCCUAUCUGAAAAAUGCUCGCAAGGAUCACCAGCGCAUCCUGGCUCGUAGACAGACCAUUGAGGAGCGUAAGGAGCGCCUGGAGAGCCUGAACAUUCAGCGUGAGAAGGAGGAGCUGGAGCAGCGGGAAGCUGAGAUGCAGAAGGUACGCAAGGCUGAGGAGGAGCGUCUGCGCCAGGAGGCCAAAGAGAGGGAGAAGGAGCGCAUCAUGCAGGAGCACGAGCAGAUCAAGAAGAAGACGGUCCGUGAACGGCUGGAGCAGAUCAAGAAGACUGAACUUGGAGCCAAGGCCUUCAAGGAUAUCGAUAUUGAGGACCUGGAGGAGCUGGAUCCUGACUUCAUCAUGGCCAAACAGGUGGAGCAGCUAGAGAAGGAGAAGAAGGAACUUCAGGAGCGUCUGAAGAACCAGGAGAAGAAGAUUGACUACUUUGAGAGGGCAAAACGUCUCGAGGAGAUUCCUCUUAUCAAAAAGGCUUAUGAGGAGCAGCGCAUCAAGGACAUGGAACUAUGGGAGCUCCAGGAGGAAGAGAGGAUCAGUAACAUGAAAGUUGAACGGGAGAAGGCUUUGGAGCACAAGAAGCGAAUGUUCAGGAUGUUGGAGGACAAAGAAAACUUCUUGUCCAAAAUAACUGCUGCUCGUAGCUUCAUUUAUGAGGAAAAACUGAAAGCUUUCCAGGAGCGCUUGGUGGAGGAGAGGAAGAAGCGCCUGGAAGAAAGGAAGAAGCAGCGCAAGGAGGACAGGCGUAACGCUUUUUACCGUCAAAAGGAGGAAGAUGCACAGCGUAUCCAUGAAGAGCAGCUCAAGAAAGAGCGGGAGGACCGUGAACGCCUGGAACAAGAGCAGCGGGAGGAGGAAGAGAGGGAGUACCAGGAGCGUCUACGCAAACUCGAGGAGCAGGAGCGGAAGCAGCGCGCUCGUCAACAGGAGAUCGAGGAGCGAGAACGGCGUCGUGAGGAGGAGAAAAGGGUCCCCCCAGAGGAGAAAGUCAAGGAUUGGGGUGAGAAUGAGAAGCAGAUUGAGAAGGAGGAAGGAGGAGGAGGAGGAGGAUGGAGGAGGCGCACGGAGGGAGGCGAAUCAGAGUGGCGUCGUUCUGUGCCUGACAAGGAGUGGAGGCAGGAGGGCCGUGAGGAUGACAAAGAGGAGCGAGAGAGAGAGGGGCCCUUCAGGCGAGGAGAAGGUUUACGCAGGGGCGGAGAUGACCGAGGCGGCCGUCGGGGCUUUGAUGACGACAGAGGCCCACGCCGUGGCGGUGACGAUGACCGUCCUCUACGCAGAGGGAUGGACGAGGACCGUGGUCCACGUAGAGGCUUUGAUGAUGACCGCGGCCCAAGGAGGGGCGGAGACGAUGACCGUGGUCCACGUAGAGGCUUUGAUGACGACCGCGGCCCCAGGCGUGGCUUUGAUGAUGACAGAGGUUCCCGUAGAGGCACGGACGACUCCUGGGGUCCCCGAAGAGGAGGAGAUGAUGACCGAGGUGGAAGGAGAGGCAUGGAUGAUGGGCCAAGGCGUGGUGGCGAUGACCUCAAACCCUGGAAGCCCCUGGGCAGGCCUGGUAAGCCUGCAGCCAUUCAGCUGCUAAUAAGUGAUAGAGAUAAUAUAGGUAAUGGUGGCUGGCGUGAGCGAGAGAAGGCCCGAGAGGACAGCUGGGGUCCUCCCCGUGAUGCCAGCGAGGAAAGAGACGAUGCCGAAAGAGAGGGAAAAUCCAGAGACAGCUUGAGAGACAGUCGUCCAGUCAGAGAGGAGAAUACCUGGAGGAGGGCAGGCACAGAGGAAGGAGGAAGCGCCUGGAGAGACUCUCGCAAAGAGGACACCGACCGAGACGAUCGUCGUGGUGGCGAGCGCCGUGGUGGCGAGCGCCGGGAUGACCGUGAACUCAGACCCCCACCCAGAGAUCAGGAUGAAGGAGGUUGGCGUCGUGGAGGUGUGGAGAAGCUGGAGGAGAAGCCCAGAAGCAGCGAUAGGGAGCCGGAGCCUGAGCUUGAUGGAGAAAAGGGCUGGCGUUCUGACAAAGACAACCCUCGUCGCAUCAAGAACGAAACCGAUGAUGAUGGCUGGACCACUGUCCGCCGCUGAGCAGUAACCUCAGCAUCCAUUUGGCUCAGUUAAUGAAGAGUUGGUUUUGAAAAAAAAUAUAAUAUUCAGUAGCCCAUCAGCCAGUAAACCGCAGUGGUGAAUUCAUGGCCACAUGCUUCCGAUACUCGUGCGUUAUUCCUUUUGGACAAAAUAUUUGUAGACCGUAGUUUUCCUGGGGAUUUUUUUUCCCUUUUAUCUUUAUUUUGACUUUCAGCAUUUUGAACCAGUCUCCUUUCCACCCAAAACACCAUCAACCAAUGAACUUGUGUGCAGGUCUUUAGGUCUCAUGCAAACCAUCACAAAUGUAAACAUGACUGCCCUGAAUGGUUAGAGAGGUUAUUACCUUACAUGAAGUGAAACUGACUAAACUGAAAACCAUAUGUACCUGCUACAUCUUUCAAUACAAACUCAGUGCAUCACCAACGUCUCUUCUUAAUCAUUUUUCAUAGAUAUUAUAUUGUGCCACAAAUCAACAACUGUUGUAAUGACAAUGACUAGGAAUUUGUCAUCUGCUUCCGUGAUCUCUGCUCUUCAUCUAAUGUUUCAGAUGCUUCUUAACCUGUUAAAGAACUAGUGGAAUUUACAUUUUGCUGUGCAUGCUUAGAGUAUUCAAUUGGUCUCGCUUGAUAUCCAGUGUGUGGCUCUUUCUUGUUGCAAUCAACGGUAUCCAACCAGGUUGCAUGUUUACAGAUAAAGCCUUUAUUAAUAAAGAGGUUUGCUCACCA